AUGGCAGAUAGUCAGCAGCCAGAGGAUGGCACCCCCCAGUGGUGCCCAUCAGGAGGGCAGGACCCCUUAGGCCCACAUGGGGCCAAUGCCUACUCCUCCUCCACCUACAGGGCCUGCCAGCCUGGGGGAGGACACAUGGCGGCAGCACCCUACCCUAAUGGCUUUAAUGGGGACAUGGCUGGGGCCCAUGCCAUAACUGCAGAGCAAGUGUCAGCACGGAUUGUACAGGAAGUGACAGCCGAGGCAGUGGCAGUGCUGAAGGGCGAACAGGAAACCCACGCAGACACGGCCAAGAGGCUGCCCUCAGUUGAAGACACCACCAACUUGCCUCCCUCUCCUCCACCAUCACCUGCUGCAGAGCACUUCGGCCCCUUGCAACAAGAUGUAGGGGAUGAGGAGGAGGCGGGCCCUCUGCGCCGCUUCCAAAAUUCUCGGGAGAGGUGCAAGUUCCUCGCCCCCUCCAUCUCUGUGUCAGUGCCUGAGGACGACCCCUACCACUCCGACGAGGAGUACUAUGAGCACCCAUUGUUCAGCCCUGAGUGGACGCACUCGGGCUCACGGCCCGCUGGGCAAGCUGUGGCCUUUAGACAGAUCGAAGAAGAGACCGUCGAGGCUCUUACAGCCGACUACGAAGAGGAGGUGGAAGUGGAAGAGGAGGAGGAAGAGAGUGCAGAGGCAACAGAAUCGGAGGCGGCUCUUGACGAGCAGCAGUGGAGUGGGGAGGAACCCGAGCUGGACAGCCCCCCAGCUGAGCUCUUAGAGCAGGCCCAGGCCAUAAGCCAGGCCCAGUCUCCAAGCCUGGAGCUGGUCCGGGCAGCUAGUGCUGCCACAGAAAGCCCAAAGGAGAGAGAGGAGGAGGAGGAGGAAGCAGAGGGUGGGGAGAGCCCUGCAAAAGCUUUGAAGAUGGACUCAGACAAGCAAGCCAGUGAGAAGAGUGGUUCCAUGAGCCCAGACAGCAUCGGAUCGGAGAGACGACCAGAAGAGUUGUUUGAGCCCCAGGUCCAAGGAUUCUUUGCCGGGGAGCGAGUGGUACCAGAAAGCCCCACCAUGGAGGACAUGCCCUCUUUUAUUCCUCCCAAUGUUCAGAAACAAGCCAAAGAACCCACAAGGUCACUCACUCUUCAGCCAGCAUACGGUGAGCCCAUCACGGUGUCUGAAAAGCAGGCUUCAGUGGAAGUUGUAGAAUUCAGCAGCAUCACUGCUCCAUCCGAUUUCUCUUCAAUUGGAGUCAAAGUUCAAGGAGGGGACUUAUCAAGAGAGGCAGGAGACAAAUCAGGAAUGUCAGCAUAUUUUGAAACCUCAGUCAUGGAGGUUGAUGAGGCUCCACAGCCCAGGGCUGAAGGUUACUAUGAACUAAGCACAACUGGAGAAGAGAAGCGCACAGCAGAUCCCUUGGCUCAGGAAAUUAGCUAUAGCUCUCUGGCCCAGGCACAGGACAAACCAGAAACACAAAAGAGUCUGGCAGAAGAAACCAAGGUGUUCACAGUUCCUGACAGGAGUAAUGAAUGUAGGCUCUCACCGGGUAAAUUGGCACUAGAGCAGAGAAGUUACUCGCUCAACAUCACUAUUGGAGCAAUCGAUCCAAGUGGCCAAGGCAGACUUAGAAAUUUCUCCCCUCUGGCUACAGAUAUAAUGUCUUACACAAGUGGAAGUCUGGAUGAGUCUGCGGACUACCUUCCAGUCACCACCCCGUCCAUGGAGAAGCCUCCACCCUUCCCUCCCCUGAUCAUGGAGACUGCAGCCUCUAUCACCUCAGACUCCUCUUCUCCUCCACAGAGCACUGAGCCAGCUACUAAAGGUAGUUCCCAACCAGAGUCUCCUGAAUCCCCCACUCCCAAGUAUUCCUAUAAAAAUGGUACAGUCAUGGCCCCAGACCUGCCUGAGAUGCUGGAUCUAGCUGGGACCCGUUCCAGACUGGCAUCAGACAACACCGACCCAGAACUUGUUAGGAAAAAGUCAAUCCCCUCAGAUGUUACUGCCUUUGCUGGCGACCCACUGGCUAAUCUGGUUUCAGGAGAACAGAGUCCUGUGGCCUUGAAGGGUGAAAGUCAGCUAGAAGAGAUGGGUUAUUGUGUGUUUAGUGAAUAUUCUGGGCCCAUGCCAUCCCCUGCAGAUGUUCUCAGCCCCAUGGGUUCCUCUGCACAGGUCUUUACCCCCUCUGUCCUGGAAGAGAAGGUGGCAGAGCAGGCUAGGAAACUAGCUGUCAGAGACACAUCUGUCGAGGAUAAGAGCCAGCCUUCAGGAGCUGAUGACAUCAUAAAAGCAAGUGAUCAAAAGGAAGCAGAGAGAAAAGAUUCUAUAGAAGAAAAAGGCAAAAUGGCAUCGGAUGGGCAGCUGAAUAAAUCAGGCAGUAAACCUGAUGGGACAACAUUUGGCCAACAAGCUGAGUCCUUUGUGACACCGACUGUCACUGUCACCCUUGAGGAGGGUGGGAGGUCAGAAAUUGAGCCUGAACGACAGCCCAGUGGUGAUGGUUCUGCAUCUGAAACAGAGAUUGCAGACUAUGAGCGGAAGAUCCGUAAGCUGGAGAUGGAGGACAGGCCCCUUAGUGUAGAGGAAGAAAGGGAGCUGAGGGAGCUGAGGGAGAAAGUCAAACUGGUCCACCAGGAGGCUUAUGAGGAGGUGGAUGCUGAGGAUGUCUACCAGCUGACUGGUGUAGCCAAGGACCGCAUUGCCAGACCAGUCAAGACCUCCCCAGCCUCCUCUGUAGAGAGCGCCAUAGAUGACGACAAACUACUUUCCCCAGUGCUGUCACCAGCUAAGCUCAAACAGAUGGAGGGCUAUGGUUCUCCUAAGAAGGGAUCCUUGCCUGUGGCAGGAACAAGCAAGGAUGAGAAAGAGAAGGAGAGUGAAAGUAAAAUGAAGGAGAACAUGGAGAAGGAAGAGGGAGACGGGAAAAAGGAAGAGAUUGAAGCAGUUGAGAAAGAAAAAAAAGACAAGGAGAUGAAAGAAAGACAGGUGAACGAAAUUAAGGAAAAAGAGGAAGAAGAGAAGAAAGAGAUGGAAAGAAAAAUUUGUGAAGCGAAAGAAAAGGAGGAGCGAGAAAGGGAAGAAAGGGAAAGGAAAAACAAGCUGGAGAAAGAUGAGAAAGAGAGAUUAGAGAAAGAGAGGCUGGAGGAGAAAAUUGAGAAAGAGAGAAAAGAGAGAGAGGAGAGGGAGAAGAAAGAAAGGGAGGAGAAAGAGAAGAAAGAGAAGGAGGAGAAAGAAAGGGACGAGAGGGAGAAGAAAGAAAGGGAGGAGAAAGAGAAGGUAGAGAAAGAGAAGAAAGAGAAGGAGGAGAAAGCAAGGGAAGAGAGAGAGAAGAAAGAAAGGGAGGAGAAAGAGAAGGAAGAGAUGGAGAAGAAAAAGAUUGAAGAGAGGGAGAAGAGAGAGAGGGAGGAAAAAGAGAGGGAAGAGAAAGAGAGAGAAGAGAAGGAGGAGAGGAAGAAGAAAGAGAAGGAUGAGGAAGAAAAGAGAAAGAGGGAGGAAGAAGAGAAGGCCAAUCAGAACGAGGCGGUAGAGGCUGAGAAGAUCACAGAGCCUGUAGAGAUGCCUGCUGUAACAGAAAAACCUGCAGAGGUCGCCCAAAUAUCUGGGAAAGUUGAGGAGCCAGUGAAGGAGAGCAGAGAGCCCAGUCAGCAGGUAGAUGGAACCAAGGCAGAGGCGGGGCCAGCGUCAGCCAUGAUUAAGGAGAUUCCUGAAACUCGUGCAGCCAUCGAGUCCGUGGUGAUGGUGGAGGAUGACUUUAUCACGGUAGUCCAGACGAUUGAUGAAGGAGAGGAACCAGGACACAGCAUUCGCUUCUCUGCUCCACCUGAAGUGGAGCUCCUCCAUGUCGUUGCUCAGAGAGAGGGAGGAGGAGAGGACGAAUCUGUGGAGGUGGCCCAAGAUGCAGCGAUGGAGAUCAGCAAUAUAGAGGAGGCAUCUGAUGGCCCUGAGGCUCCUGAGAGCCCCACCACCCCAGAGAAAGAGGCCCUGGCCACAGAAACAGAGGGACAGACAGAGAGCUACGACAGAGAUGAAACCACUAUGGAUGACUCCAUCUUUGACAGCUCCUGGGUCGACACUCAAGAUGAUGACAAAAGCAUGGCAACUGAGCAGAUUGAGUCCCUGCCCAAGAUGCCUUGCCUAGUAGAAACACCUGCUGUGGACCAGGCCAAGCAGCUGGAGCAGCAGCAGGCCAAGCAACUGAAACAGGAGAAGCUGGCAAAAUCCAAGCCAAGAGGAGGCAGGCCAAAAGGCCGCAUCUCCACACCGGAACGCAAACCCGUCCGCAAAGAACCAGUUUACAUCCCUAGGGAGGAAGUCAAAAAGAAGAAAGCUGUGAUAAAGAAGACAGAGGUCCAGACUCACUCGCCGUCCAGGAGGGGCUUGUUUAAACCGGCCAGCCGCCAGACCCGCCCCACCCAACAUCAUUCGUGUCCCCGAAGGAGAACUACAGGGCCAGUACCAGACGGCCGUCAGCCCUUCAGUGUUGCCCGACAGUCUCGAGACAGAGCCUCUGACGGUGGGUCACGGAGCCCUGAGAAGAGGUCAUCCCUGCCACGCCCUGCUUCCAUCUUAAGUCGCCGUGGUCCUCAGGAACAGGAGGAAAGCUCCACUUCCAUCACCAGUUCUGGCUCCACUGCUCCACGCAGACCCACAUCGUUCCGCACUGAGAUGAGGGCAGAGCAUAGAACAGGACGGGCCCCUAGCAUGACAGGUACAGAGUCGGCUCGCUCUCGUUCAGCUCGCAGCGGCCACUCCACACCCCGUACCCCUGGCUCCACAGCCAUCACCCCAGGCACCCCGCCCAGUUACUCCACAUCCUCGCGGACCCCCGGGACCCCACGCUCCCUCAACCUGAUCUCCCAGGAGAGAAAGGUGGCAGUGGUCCGCACUCCGCCCAAGUCCCCUGCCACGACACCCAAGCAGCUACGCAUCGUCAACCAGCCUCUGCCCGACUUCAAAAAUGUCAAAUCCAAGAUCGGCUCGACAGAAAACAUCAAAUACCAACCCAAGGGAGGCCAAAUUCAGAUUUUAAACAAGAAGCUGGACUUCAGUCACAUUCAGUCAAAAUGCGGCUCCAAGGAUAAUCUGAGGCACUCUCCCCGCGGAGGCAAUGUUCUCAUCCCCAGCGUUAAGUUGGACUAUAGCCAUGUUCAGUCUAGGUGUGGCUCCCUGGACAGGAGGGGCUUUUCAGCAGGAGGUGGAAACGUGCAAAUCCAGAAUAAGAAGAUUGACCUGAGUCAUGUGACAUCCAAAUGUGGAUCCCUAGACAACAUCCGCCAUCGGCCAGGGGGUGGUAACGUGCGUAUAGAGAGCGUAAAGUUGGACUUCAAAGACAAGGCCCAGGCCAAGGUGGGUUCCCUGGAUAACGCACAUCACACACCCGGUGGAGGCCGUGUCCUGAUUGAGAGCCACAGGCUGACGUUCCGUGACAACGCCAAGGCGCGGGUCGACCACGGAGCCGAAAUCGUCACCCAGUCCCCAGAGAUGUCUGGCUCGGUGUCUCCUCACCGUCAUCGCGACAGCCAGCUGUCCUCCUCUGGGAGCUUGAACAUGCUGGAGUCCCCCCAGCUGGCCACUCUGGCUGAGGAUGUCACUGCAGCCCUGGCCAAGCAGGGCUUGUGA
Messenger RNA from Lampris incognitus (smalleye Pacific opah), 5592 nucleotides. RefSeq names its product microtubule-associated protein 2 (gene map2). NCBI's taxonomy places the organism in Eukaryota, Metazoa, Chordata, Actinopteri, Lampriformes, Lampridae. The coding region runs from base 1 to 5592 and encodes 1863 amino acids. Gene Ontology annotation, molecular function: microtubule binding. Gene Ontology annotation, cellular component: neuron projection. The record is from RefSeq and is a predicted model, not a curated record. The transcript is spliced from 18 exons. Gene Ontology annotation, biological process: microtubule cytoskeleton organization; neuron projection development.